This is a messenger RNA of Aspergillus mulundensis, 861 nucleotides long. Its product is annotated as pirin family protein. Lineage: Eukaryota; Fungi; Ascomycota; Eurotiomycetes; Eurotiales; Aspergillaceae. The record is from RefSeq and is a predicted model, not a curated record. The transcript has a single exon. Bases 1 to 861 code for a protein of 286 amino acids.
AUGUCCAAACCCCUCACCCACGCCAAAAUCCUCGCCCGCCGCUCCGCCGAGCGCGGGUACGCCGAACACGGCGGGUGGCUGAAAACCUUCCACACCUUCUCCUUCGCGAGCUACUACGACCACAACUUCACGAACUUCGGGUCCCUGCGCGUGCUCAACGAAGACCGCGUCGCGGCGCGCAACGGCUUCCCGACGCACCCGCACCGCGACGCCGAGAUCUUCUCGUAUAUUCUGUCGGGCGAGCUGACGCACCGCGAUAGUAUGGUGCGCAAGGGCGCGGAGGGGGCGCAGGGGAAGGCCUUCUAUCGGAUGAAGAGGGGUGAUGUGCAGUUUACGACGGGGGGGACCGGGAUUGCGCAUAGUGAGCAGAAUGAGAGUAGCAGGCCCGUGCACUUUUUGCAGAUUUGGGCGUUGCCGUGGAGGUACGGCUUGAAACCGAAUUACCAUACGCGGAGCUUUGAUGAGGGGGCGAAGAGGAGGGGGUUCGUGCCGAUUUUGAGUCCGCUUAAGGCGGGUGUUGGGGCGAGUGCUCAAGAAGAGGAGGAGGCUGUUCCGGCGAUUCCGGAGACGAUUCCGAUUCAUGCGGAUUUUGUUAUGGGGGCGGGGAUUAUUGAGCCAACGGGCAGGUUUGAGUGGACUGUUGGGGCGGGGGCCGUGCAGAAGGUUAAGAGGAGGAAUGUUUAUGUCCAUUUGCCUAUGACGGAGGGGGGGAAGGCGAAGAUUCGGUUGGAUGGGAGGGAUGAGGCGGUGCUUGCGGAGGGCGAUGGAGCGUUUAUCACGGGCGUCAAUGCGGGUGAUGUUCUUGGAGUUGAGAGUGUUGGUGAGGCAGAGGCGGAGGUUAUUGUUUUGGAUAGUGAUUAG